AUGAAUUUCUCUCGUGAUACUGGACCGGUUGCCCCCAGGCCCCGAGGACUUGGAUGGCAUCGACCACGGCACCACGGACACUUCCCCGGGCCCUUCUGGCCCCUUCCAGAUAGAUACCUCCGGGAAAGUGGACAAGAGGGCCACCACGCGAUCCGUCACAGACCCCAUGGCACGAUAAGCAGUUGGGGACUCGCCUGA
Penicillium oxalicum is the source of this 198-nucleotide messenger RNA. RefSeq lists its product as uncharacterized. The record is from RefSeq and is a predicted model, not a curated record. The coding region runs from base 1 to 198 and encodes 65 amino acids. The transcript has a single exon. Lineage: Eukaryota; Fungi; Ascomycota; Eurotiomycetes; Eurotiales; Aspergillaceae.